Messenger RNA from Dibothriocephalus latus, 327 nucleotides. Lineage: Eukaryota; Metazoa; Platyhelminthes; Cestoda; Diphyllobothriidea; Diphyllobothriidae. The record is from the annotation of a GenBank genome assembly.
GUUUACUGUGAGAACCAGCCCUGCCUGCCAAUCGGUCUGUCCGACGUGCCCGGCGAGGCCAUGGUUAAGAUCUACUGUCCCCGCUGUCAGGACGUAUAUGCGCCCAAAUCGACCCGGCAUCAUCACACGGAUGGAGCCUACUUUGGAACUGGCUUCCCACACAUGCUCUUUCUGGUGCAUCCCGAGUAUCGUCCCAAGAGGGCACCAAAGCACUUCGUCGCAAGAUUGUACGGCUUCAAGGUUCAUCCACUGGCCUAUCAGAUGCAGUAUCAAGCCGCUGCAAACUUCAACGUACCUCUGCGGAGCAGCGGUUUUGGCAAACGCUAG